Molecule: messenger RNA, 1899 nt
Organism: Penicillium oxalicum
Lineage: Eukaryota; Fungi; Ascomycota; Eurotiomycetes; Eurotiales; Aspergillaceae
Product: putative C6 finger domain protein
Exons: 2
Coding region: 1-1899 (632 amino acids)
Biological process (GO): regulation of DNA-templated transcription
Molecular function (GO): DNA-binding transcription factor activity, RNA polymerase II-specific; zinc ion binding
Source: RefSeq, a predicted model, not a curated record
AUGCAAGCCGCCCAGCUUGACGGGCUGUCCACCAUGGCCGAUUCCUUAGUGAAGGCGGAUGUCUUGGGAAGAGACCAGUCGCAAAGGCCCCCGACCCCUAAAAAUGUCGCUUUUGAGCUUCUCCUGGACGAGAACUCCAAGGUGCGGGCUCGGAUCCCGAUGCGCGUUCAGAUCUACCCUCACGAUACCACGGAUUCCAUCGUCACCACCGUGAAAAAUUUCUAUGGCAUCUACGAUGGUACAGCCAGUGGAGUAAGCUUCGAGGAUGAACAUGGGACAACCCUCAUCGCAAGGUAUGAAAAUCUGAAGAAUAAUGGGACUGUGUAUGUGAGAGUGAUUCCCAUUCAAUCAUUUGGAGAAUCCUGCUAUGCUGGCUACCCCACGGAGCGCAAGCGGCCCAGUCUGGGGGAGCCGUUCCAGAUGACUGAGAGCAUGGUCUCCAGCAUGGAACAAGCAUCGCGCCCAUCAUCACGUCUUGCCAGGAAGCGCAGCGUGUCUCCAUCAAACCGCAGUCGCCGCAGCGCUUCGCAACACAAGCAGGCUUCCCGGAGCGGCCUGAAGAGCCGGGGUUCCAGUCAUGCCGGAUACCCGGAAGAGGACCUUGGGCUCAGCGACAGCGAGUCAACCUAUAGUCGCAAAACGCGCGGGGACACAUUUGCCAGCUCCGAUAUCAGUAUGGAAAACAUACUGCAAGAUGGCCGGCGCAAGCGACCAAAGUUUGACAGUUCGGAAUUGCCUCUCUUCGCUCCUCCUCAAGUUCCUCUUACAACUUCGACCUCCUCCAUUUCCCCUCAACGCCGUUCGGUGGGUCAAGAAGGCGCUGGUUCUCCUUUUGCUCGUCCCACUCAUCGCCCUUAUAACUACCAGAAUGCGCUUCCGUCGCCGCAAAGUUACGGGAAUAGCGAGUACAGUGCUGGGCGUAACGCUGUCUAUGCGACACCUAUGGUCCCCGACCACGUGCACCGAACUCCAUACGGCAAUUCGGGCAGCCGUGUGAGCGGCCAUGGUGUGCUUCCGACCCCGGAUCCGACCAUUGCAAGCUGCAUUUCCGACGAGGAUGUUGCCAUGCAACUGAUUCGCUUGGGCGAUGCAUCAAAUUUCUCUCACGGUCGCACAUCAGCCUCGACGGUCGAUGAUGCGUUCAGUGGUGUUGCUGAUGCUGCUUCUUCCGCGGGCGCUACCAGCGAUGGCGAAGAUUUCAGCGAAGAUGAAGAUGAUCUUCCGGCUCGUCGCCGGCUGGACUCAAGCCCGAUGCUCCCGCCUGGUGCCAUCAAGCGUCACCACAAACGCCUUGAUGACAUUCUUCCCAGUGCGGAUAGCAGCGAGCACAGUUCCGACGGGGCAGAUGACGGCAUCAAGAGCGAAGGCGAGGAAGACGUUCUCUACAAGGAGUAUGUUCCCAAAGCCAAGAAGCCUAGAAGCCGUCCGUCCUCUGCCAAAGUUCGGACUACCAAGCCGCCGGCCAAACAGGCCAAGAGCAAGAAUGGCCAAUCCACGGUGCGCAAGCAGACCGAGAAACCCGUCGUGCCGGCGCCACCUCUCAGCCCCAGCUCUUCCCGAAAGGUCUCCAAUGGCUCUGUCAACUUCCAGCAUCAAUUGGGUGCGGAUGAGGAAGAUCUGUCAACUAAGCCUCGCUGCCAGCGCUGCCGCAAGAGCAAGAAAGGCUGCGAUCGCCAGCGCCCAUGCGGGCGAUGCAAGGAUGCCGGCAUCGGCAUUGACGGCUGCGUCAGCGAGGACGAAGGCAAUGGCCGCAAGGGUCGAUACGGUCGUCACAUGGGAGUCCCCGUGAAAAAGAAUGCCGAUGAGCUGGAGGAAGAGCGACAUGAGCCACCUUUGCCCGUGAGCGCACCUCUUGUCGACUCUGAAACUGCGGACAAGAACAAGAAGCGAAAGCGCUAG